AUGCCCCGCGAGAUCGUCACCGUCCAGCUAGGGCAAUGCGGGAACCAGAUGGGGGCCGUGUAUUGGCAGCGCCUGUGCGCGGAACAUGGUAUCAGCAGCGAAGGUAUCCUGGAGGAAUGGGCCACCGAAGGAGGAGAUCGAAAGGACGUGUUUUUCUACCAGGCAGAUGAUGAACAUUACAUUCCACGAGCCAUCUUGGUGGAUCUCGAACCUCGAGUGAUCAACAACAUCCUCGCAUCACCGUAUGCGAACCUCUACAAUCCAGAGAAUAUUUUUGUAUCAAAAGAUGGUGGUGGUGCAGGAAACAACUGGGCACAGGGAUACUCGGCUGGAGAACGUAUCUACGAAGAUAUCAUGGAAAUGAUUGACCGCGAAGCAGAAGGCAGCGACUCAUUAGAGGGCUUCAUGGUGAUGCACUCGAUAGCAGGAGGAACAGGCUCAGGCCUAGGCUCUUUCCUCCUCGAACGCCUAAACGACAAAUUCCCGAAGAAACUCAUCCAAACAUACAGCGUCUUCCCAAACGCGCAGGAAGGAGACGUCGUUGUGCAACCCUACAAUUCCCUUCUCGCCCUAAAACGUCUAGUGAAUCAUGCAGACUCUGUGGUCGUGCUUGAUAACGGUGCCUUGGCUAGGAUAUCUGCAGAUCGACUGCACGUGCAAACGCCGUCGUUUGACCAGACUAACCAACUGGUCUCAACCGUAAUUGCCGCAAGCACGCAGACACUUCGAUAUCCCGGUUAUAUGAACAAUGACCUCGUUGGCAUUAUCGCCUCCCUGAUACCCACACCUCGAUGCCACUUCCUUAUGACUUCUUAUACCCCGUUUACUAGCGAUCAAAUUGACAAAGCCAAAACCAUUCGGAGAACAACAGUGCUCGACGUGAUGCGCCGCCUCCUCCAACCAAAGAACCGAAUGGUCCUAACAACACCUAGCAAGACAGCCUGCUACAUCUCUAUUCUGAACAUCAUCCAAGGCGAAGUUGAUCCUACAGACGUCCACCAAUCCCUGCUGCGGAUCCGAGAACGACAACUAGCCAACUUUAUUCCGUGGGGUCCAGCUUCGAUCCAAGUGGCUCUGACAAAGAGGUCACCCUAUGUUACGACUAACCACAGAGUGAGCGGGUUGAUGUUGGCCAACCAUACCAGCGUUGCAUCGCUAUUCAAACGCAUGCUGGAUCAGUUCGACCGACUACGAAAAAGGAACGCUUUCAUUGAACAAUACAAGAAGGAAAAGAUGUUCGCCAAUGGGUUGGAAGAGUUUGACGACGCUCGCGCAACAUGCGACGAGUUGUUAAAGGAAUACAAGGCUUGCGAGAGCCCGGACUACGUUUCAUUUGGUGGCCCAGACGGUGAUCAGUCAUGA
This is a messenger RNA of Coprinopsis cinerea okayama7#130, 1362 nucleotides long. Its product is annotated as tubulin gamma chain. NCBI's taxonomy places the organism in Eukaryota, Fungi, Basidiomycota, Agaricomycetes, Agaricales, Psathyrellaceae. Gene Ontology annotation, cellular component: cytoplasm; centrosome; gamma-tubulin complex. The record is from RefSeq and is a predicted model, not a curated record. Gene Ontology annotation, biological process: mitotic sister chromatid segregation; cytoplasmic microtubule organization; mitotic cell cycle. The coding region runs from base 1 to 1362 and encodes 453 amino acids. The transcript has 10 exons. Gene Ontology annotation, molecular function: structural constituent of cytoskeleton; GTP binding.